Messenger RNA from Anopheles cruzii, 1699 nucleotides. RefSeq lists its product as uncharacterized. The transcript has 5 exons. Gene Ontology annotation, molecular function: protein binding. The record is from RefSeq and is a predicted model, not a curated record. Gene Ontology annotation, cellular component: SCF ubiquitin ligase complex. Bases 61 to 1599 code for a protein of 512 amino acids. Lineage: Eukaryota; Metazoa; Arthropoda; Insecta; Diptera; Culicidae. Gene Ontology annotation, biological process: SCF-dependent proteasomal ubiquitin-dependent protein catabolic process.
CGCGCAUAGUGUUGACAACAGUUUUGUGAGAAUCCAGUCCCCAAACCGCUGGCGAACAAAAUGGAAUUUGCGGUAGCGCCCGGUAGCGCCAGUAUGUGCCAUAUGCUCGAUGAGGUGCUGUCCCUAAUUUUUGACCAUCUCGAUGUGCUGGACCUGAAGAGUGCGUCGCUCGUCUGUCGGAGAUGGGCACAGUUGACCUUUGCGGGGCGCCGCAUGAAGCGACUCUGCCUGAAGGUGGAUGCUGUGGCGCGGGAUCGCACUGUUGCGCAGGACUUCACUGAAGUAUUGCUCAGAAGUACGCGACAUUAUCGUCACGUAGUGUUCGCGCGCAAUGGCACAUAUGGUCCUACGUAUUUCUUACAGCUGUUGCGUAAGUUCACCGGCUCGAUCCAGACGCUGCAAGUGUUUCCCGAGUGGUCGCUUUCCUUGCAGGACCUAAAACUGCUCCUGCUGGAAGUGCCCUAUCUGCGACGAUUCUCUCUCCGGUCGGAACUGCGCCACGGUUACUGUGUCGACGUUGGGCGGAAACCCGGCGAAUGGUUGCCGGUGCUAAAGAAGCUUCAGCAUCUGCAGCUUGCCAGGGACAGUAGCUGGUUGCAGUGCGACGCGUUCAGUGUGCGUACGAUCGCCCCCCACUUGGAACGGCUCGUCAUGGACUGUCACUCAGAGCGCGCGCUGGAAGUGUACCGCCACCUAAGUGGUCAGUUGAAAAGCGUGGAAGUUGUUUUCGUCCAAAGUGACUAUUUUACUCGCUUUUCCGAGUUGUCGUUCCCGUGUCUGGAAGAGCUCGACUAUUACUGCGACGAACGAACGUUACAGUUCACGGACAACGGGACGGUGGAGAGUGCUGGUAGCUUCUUUCGAAGGCUUCCCAAACUUCGCCAGCUCACUCUUCGAUGCGUGGCCCGCAAAGUGUUGCUGCAAUCCAUCAUGGAGCACUGUCGCCAGUUGACUUCGCUCAACAUCGUAACGAGCCAAAUGGAGAAGCACGCGCUAGAGCCGCUGGGACGGCUGAGUAAACUUAAGAAUCUUCAAUUGGACGGUUUCAUGCGGUUGCACAGUUUUCGCAGGUGCAAAGCAGUUCCCUCUCUCGAAUCCGUUCACCUGAAGUCGGUCUAUUUUCACGACCCGUUGGAGUUCUUCCAAAGUCUGUUUCGGGUGGCACCACAGCUCUGCAGUUUGAACAUUCAGUUUUCGAUCGUAGACGAUGAAGUGUUGCAUUUCAUAUGCUACCACUUUGCCUGCCUCCAGAGCCUCACAUUGGAAUGCUGUCGAGAGCUUACAGGCGAAGGUCUGGCUAACAUUGAUCAACUAGCACAGCUGCGCCAUUUUCAACUAAGCUUUCUGAGCAUCUCGGAACGAAUGUUUGAAUGUAUCCCACGUAACAAUGUUCGCUAUCUGUCGAUCAUUUGCUGUGACCGAACGAUGGACGAUGGCCUCCGGAAGAUACCUGGAAAAUUUCCUUUUCUACGGCGAUUGACGAUUCGAAAGUGUCCCCUGGUAACGAACGACUGUAUCGAAAGGCUCCGGAUGCUGAUGCCAACGUGUACUAUCGAGAAAAAUGGGCAACAUCUUUAUCCAGUUUACGUUGGAUUAUAAGUGAAAAGAAGUUCUGAAUACCGAGUGUCGACUGAUACGAAGGUGAUAUCGACCCGGGAAUAUGGAAAGAAAUAAGACACAAAAUAAAUGUAGCAUUACA